Corticium candelabrum is the source of this 2536-nucleotide messenger RNA. RefSeq names its product chloride channel protein D-like. Gene Ontology annotation, cellular component: intracellular membrane-bounded organelle; membrane. The record is from RefSeq and is a predicted model, not a curated record. Bases 30 to 2354 code for a protein of 774 amino acids. Gene Ontology annotation, biological process: transmembrane transport; chloride transport. Gene Ontology annotation, molecular function: voltage-gated chloride channel activity. Lineage: Eukaryota; Metazoa; Porifera; Homoscleromorpha; Homosclerophorida; Plakinidae. The transcript is spliced from 30 exons.
CGCGUGGCGAGUGAUCUAGACGAUUGCUGAUGGGAAACGUCGCCAGUUGGCCUAUUCUUGGAAAAAUAGGAAAUGCUGGUUCAAUCGAAAGCAAGGAGUACCAUCUACCCAAUAAUCCUAAAAUAAAUGUGAAGACGUUCACACAAAGGAAAGCUCGUAAGAAGGCGUUUGUAAGAUGGAUGAUGUGCUUCUUCAUUGGUGGAUUGAUUUCUGUGAUUUAUCGUGGAGUUAGCUACGUGAACGAGAAAGUUGGUGAAGCUCACUACGAAGUGCUAGAGAAUCUCGUCGAAGAAGGCAAUCUUGCUGGAGCAUUCUUUGCUAACACUGCCAUCAUGUUGACACUUGCCCUCACUGCCGUAUCUCUUGUUCUAUGGGAACCGGCAAGUGGAGGGUCCGGCAUUCCGGAAGUUAUUGGAUUUUUGAACGGCGUAUCAGCAGAACGACUUAUGGAUCUGUCCACAUUUAUAGCAAAGUUGCUUGGUGUUAUGUGCGCAGUCUCAUCCGGAUUGUUUGUAGGACCUGAAGGUCCAACUAUUCACAUCGGUGCACUUCUUGGUGCUUUUAUCCUUCGAAGUAUUGUUGUUGUUUGCAAGCGAUUCAACAUUUUCCGAAGUCUCCAGAGAUUAAAGAACGACAAAGAUGAGAGAGACUUUGUUGCUAAUGGAGCUGCUGGAGGUAUCGCUGCUGCUUUUCAUGCCCCAAUUGGAGGUGUCAUCUUUGCUCUUGAAGAGGCAAUUUCAUAUUUUAAUGCAAAGUUGGUUGCCCGAACGUAUUUGACUUGUGCUGCUGCGUAUUACGUUUUGUUUUUUCUGGAGACACACGGAUCCAAGUUUGAUACUAAUCUUUUCACUGAGUUUCAACUUGAUUUGACAUGCAGGAUCACUUACUAUGCACAGGACAUUUUUUGGUUUGCUAUUCUUGGAGCUCUUGGUGGUUUGAUUGGCGGCGUCUUCAACUUUCUUGUGUGUACUGUCACAAAACUGAGGAUUAAGUAUAUUAAUCCACUUGGUUGGAGACGAAUUUUAGAGGUUGUGGCGGUGACAUGUCUAACAUCAAUUUUUGUUGUGUUUGUUCCAUACAACUACCCAUGCACAUCAGCUUCAUCACUAGUUGCACAUGUUUCUGAUACUUUUCCGUAUUUCAAUGGCAGCAGUGACGAGCUGUGUGUCAAUCGCAUCAUUUCUGGGACUAUGCAAAAAUAUCCAGAGGUUUUUAUUUCAUAUGAGAACUACACAGAUGAGGUGCGAGCAACAGCUCAUAAAUUGCUAGGUGAAGAGCUGUUGCUGCGGAGAGCGAGAUGUGAAGAGGGAACGUAUAAUGAAAUUGCUUCCUUGUUUUAUGUGUCGGGUCAUACAGCUGUUGCUAAUCUUUUCAAGCAAGGAACUUACUACUUCCUCAGUGCUGGAACAAUCAUUGCAUUUGGUGUCAUCUACUUUCUUAUGGCUGGCCUAACAGCAGGUACAAGCAUUGCAUCCGGACUUGUCAUCCCAACUCUUACAAUUGGAGGUUGUAUUGGACGUGUGUAUUCUAUUGCUAUCAAUGAAUGGAUUAAACAUCCUACUGGUCAACAUGUUGCUGAUCCUGGAACGUGGGCAAUGAUAGGAGCUGCAGCAUUCUGGAGUGGGACGGGAAGGAUUACUGUAACAAUAGCAGUUAUUAUGUUGGAAAUCACAGGUAAAUUCCGUUUCUUACCUGCGAUCAUGGUCGCUGUUGUUGUGGCCAAGUGGGUUGGUGAUUGGAUGAAUCACAGUCUCUAUCACGCUUUGCUGCAUCUCAAACACAUUCCAUACUUGGGAGAUCCACACAAAUCGAUGACUACAACAGCGGGUGAAGCUAUGGUUAGAGAAGUCGUCACGUUUAGUGAGAAUGAAUCUCGUAAUGAAAUAGAACGUGUUCUUAACGAAACCACACAUCAUGGAUUUCCAGUUCUUCAUCACAACGAGUCUCGAACAUACAUGGUUGGACUGGUAACUCGGUUGCAUAUUGAGCAAGCACUAGAUGAUCAUCCAGCUCAAAACCAGAUCCCGUUGUGUGAUUACAUGGAUUGUACUCCCUACACAGUACCUCCAGGUUAUUUCAUCUAUGAUGCCGUUUAUUUUUUCAAGAAUAUGGGGCUACGCCAUCUUUGUGUUGUGAACAAUCAAUUUGAGCUGCUGGGAAUCUUAACAAGGAAAGAUCUGGAUCAUACAUCUCAUGAACAUGAACAUCAACAUCAUCAUGGAAAAGCCCAUAAGCAUGUAGACCAUGACGAUCAUGAUAUUGAGAGUCAGUCCUCUCGUCACUCAGACAAGAAGAUGGCGCCAUCUCUUGAGGUUCCACUUUUGGAAAACAAGAUGGAGACAGAAGAGACCUGAAUUCUCAUAUUUACUGACCUGCUGCAAUACAAGGCAGUGUACUCCACUGUUUACACAAAUUCAUAUUUUGUAUUCUCUCUCAUUCCGGUUAGUGUACCAUAUCAUUCAUGUUUUUUACUUUGUUGUGGCAUGAACUGACGGAUUUGAAUUAUGUCAGUAAAGGAUUGGUUUUUAUGUAGCAA